UCGGUUUACAAGUACAGAGUCUAAACGUACGAAAAUCUCUCUCUCAACACAUUUUCCCACUCCACAACUCCAGCUGGCCUCUAUUUUCCCAUCAGUAUAGAAAUUCAAGUCGAUUUUUCUCUCGUUCACUAGAGAAAUUCCAAAGAUUCGAUUGAAGUUUCGUUUCAUCGUUUCAAGACGCUUUCCGAUUCCACCGAAUUCUUCAGUUUCGAUUUUUCAAAAUCUCGAUUUGUAGGAAUUCAAGAACUCUUCUUGAAACCUUAGAUCGGAAUUUCUCGAAGCUUUUGGAACAUUUAUCUCAUAGAAAAUCAUCUGGAAAUCGAAACUCGGUUUUAUUAAGAAACAACCAGCGGAAGGGGGAAACUAUGGCGAAAAACGAGUGGAUUAACGGGUAUUUGGAGGCGAUUCUUGAUGCCGGAGCAAGCAAUGACAACAAGAAGAACAACAACAACGGAUUCGAGGAAAGAAACAGCGUUUCCAAGGAAGAAUCGUUUUUCAAAUUCAGCCCAACCAAGUACUUUGUGGAAGAGGUGGUGAACAGCUUCGACGAAUCUGACCUCCACAGAACCUGGAUAAAGGUGAUAGCGACGAGGAAUACACGUGAACGCAAUAACAGGCUUGAGAAUAUGUGCUGGAGAAUUUGGCAUCUCGCUCGCAAAAAGAAACAGAUUGAGUGCGAUGACUCGCGACGUCUUGCGAAGAGGAGACAAGAGCGGGAGCAAGGAAGAAACGAUGCAGCGGAGGAUUUGUCAGAGCUGUCGGAAGGGGAGAAGGAGAAAGGGGAAGCCAGCCAAGCUGACUCGCUUAAGACUAAGAUACCCCGUAUCAAUUCCGAUAUGUACAUGUGGUCCGACGAAGACAAUGCCAAGCGCCUUUACAUUGUCUUAAUCAGCUUGCACGGGUUGGUGAGGGGAGAAAACAUGGAACUCGGGAGGGACUCGGACACUGGUGGACAGGUGAAAUAUGUGGUAGAACUAGCUAGAGCUCUGGCCGCCACCAAAGGCGUUUAUCGGGUCGACCUCUUGACACGCCAGAUCUCCUCACCGGAUGUGGAUUGGAGCUAUGGCGAACCCAUCGAGAUGCUAACAAGACCAUCUGAUCUGGACACCCAACUCAGCGGGGACAGCUGCGGGGCCUACAUAAUCCGACUCCCAUGUGGACCGGGUGAUAGGUAUAUCCACAAGGAGCUACUGUGGCCACACAUACCUGAGUUUGUGGAUCGGGCGCUGGCCCACAUUGUCGACAUGGCGCGGGCUCUGGGCGACCAAAUCGAUGGGGGGAGGCCCAUAUGGCCAUACGUGAUCCAUGGCCACUACGCGGAUGCAGGUGAGGUAGCGGCCCGCAUUUCGGGGGCCUUGAACGUUCCGAUGGUGAUGACGGGGCAUUCACUAGGGAGAAACAAGUAUGAGCAGCUGCUGAAGCAAGGGAGGCUUUCAAAGGAGGACAUAAAUUCGACGUAUAAGAUCAUGAGGAGAAUUGAGGCGGAGGAGCUGGGGCUGGAUGCUGCUGAGAUGGUGGUGACCAGCACCAGGCAGGAGAUAGAAGAGCAAUGGGGAUUGUAUGAUGGGUUUGAUCUGAAGCUGGAGAGGAAGUUGAGGGUUAGAAGGAGAAGGGGGGUUAGUUGCCUUGGUCGAUACAUGUCUAGGAUGGUGGUUAUACCACCGGGGAUGGAUUUUAGCAAUGUACCGACGCAAGAGGUGUUGGAAAGCGACGGUGAUCUGACAUCGUUGAUUGGAACUGAUAGAACUCACAAGGGAAGUAAUCUGCCCCCCAUAUGGUCUGAGAUAAUGCGAUUUUUCACGAAUCCUCACAAGCCGAUGAUCCUCGCACUGUCCCGUCCAGACCCUAAGAAGAAUGUCACCACGUUGCUCAAGGCCUUUGGCGAGUGCCGUCCCCUCCGAGAGCUCGCAAACAUGACUCUGAUACUUGGAAACAGAGACGACAUAGAAGAGAUGUCCGGCAGCAGCUCAUCGGUGCUCACAACGGUUCUCAAGCUCAUAGAUAAGUAUGACCUGUACGGUCAAGUGGCUUAUCCCAAGCAUCACAAGCAGUCCGACGUCCCCCAAAUAUACCGUCUUGCUGCAAAGGCCAAGGGAGUAUUUAUCAACCCGGCUCUGGUUGAACCCUUCGGUCUUACCCUCAUAGAGGCCGCGGCCUACGGUCUGCCUAUUGUAGCAACCAAAAACGGUGGGCCCGUGGAUAUAGUAAAGGCACUAAAUAACGGGCUCCUGAUUGAUCCGCACGACCAAAAGGCCAUAGCUGAUGCGCUUAAAAAGCUGGUGGCAGACAAAGUCCUCUGGCUCGAAUGCCGAAAAAACGGUCUCAAGAACAUCCACCGAUUCUCCUGGCCGGAGCAUUGCCGGAACUAUCUGUCCCACGUGGAGCACUGCCGGAGCCGGCACCCAACCACCCGCCUCGAGCUCGCCCUAAAAGUCGAAGAGCCGAUGAGCGAUUCCCUGAGGGACGUCGAGGAUCUGUCCAUCCGAUUUUCCGUUGACGGAGACGUCAAGGUAAACGGCGACCUUGACGCUGUUGCCCGACAGAAGGCGGUGAUCGACGCGCUGACACAGCGAAGGCAACGGCCAGAUCACAUGUCUGCCGUCAACGGAGGCGUCAACUACUGCCCCGGCCGGCGGCAGAGGCUGUUCGUGAUCGCCGUCGACUGUUACGAUGCUGAAGGCACGGUGGCCGCCGAUGAGUUGCGGGUCAUCAUCGAGAAAGUGAUGGCAGCUGGCCAAUCCGACCACGCUGGACGGACUGGAUUUGUGUUCUCAACGGGGUCCACAUUAGCGGAGACCUUGGAGGCGUUGAGAUCGUGCCACGUGGCGGCUGAUGAUUUUGACGCGUUGAUUUGUGGAAGUGGGAGUGAGGUGUAUUGUCCGUGGAAAGAUCUAGCAGCUGAUGUGGACUAUGGGGCCCACGUGGAGUACAGAUGGCCAGGAGCGAAUGUACGGUCAGUGAUACCGAGGCUUGCCAAGAUAGAAAAUGGAGCGGAGGAUGAUCUGUCAGGAAACGAUGAGGCGUGCACCUCCCGUUGCUAUGCUUAUUCAAUAAAGCCACAGGCCAAGGUUAGAAGAAUCGAUUACCUACGUCAGAGGCUACGGAUGCGAGGGUUCAGAUGCAAUCUUGUGUACACGCGCGCCUCCACACGUUUGAACGUGCUGCCAUUGUUCGCAUCCAGAGCGCAGGCCCUAAGGUAUCUUUCAAUUCGAUGGGGCAUUGAUCUUUCACACAUGGUUACAUUUGUGGGCGACAAAGGUGACACAGAUCAUGAGGAGUUCCUGGUGGGCCUUCAAAAAACCAUAGUAAUCAAAGGAUCGGUCGCAUACGGAAGCGAGGGGCUUUUAAGAGGGGAAGAGAGCUACAAGAAGGAAGAUGUGGUUCCAAUUGAAAACCCUAAUACGGUGUCUGUAGAAGAGGAGUUCGUUACUGAUGACAUAUCUGCUGCAUUAGAGAGUGUUGGCAUGAAGUGAUCUUUUAUUCCUUGAGGUUUGCUGGGCCACACUGUCCAGCUGACAGCCUGUCAAAACUCAGUGGGCCCCACUUCCAGGGCCACAAGUUUUGUAUCAGACAACAUUUUUGUGUUACAGAUCAUCCAAGUAGGAAUGACCUUAAUUAUCAACAGGUUUAAUAAGAAAUAAACAUUAUAGUGGGAAUUGAAUACUUACCAUUGGAAACAUCUCAGGGCCCAGUAGGGCCACAAGCAGGAGAUUUUAUCCUUUAAAUCUGGGUUGUAUUCCAAUUAUCCAAAUCAUUUAUAUGAUGAGUUUGAACUUGUGUGGUCGACGUACAAUUAAUCAAAUACCUUAAAUUUGAUUAUUUCAAA
This is a messenger RNA of Magnolia sinica, 3826 nucleotides long. Its product is annotated as sucrose-phosphate synthase 4. NCBI's taxonomy places the organism in Eukaryota, Viridiplantae, Streptophyta, Magnoliopsida, Magnoliales, Magnoliaceae. Gene Ontology annotation, biological process: sucrose metabolic process. The record is from RefSeq and is a predicted model, not a curated record. The transcript is spliced from 16 exons. Bases 366 to 3473 code for a protein of 1035 amino acids. Gene Ontology annotation, molecular function: sucrose-phosphate synthase activity.